Molecule: messenger RNA, 5998 nt
Organism: Pecten maximus
Lineage: Eukaryota; Metazoa; Mollusca; Bivalvia; Pectinida; Pectinidae
Product: nuclear receptor subfamily 1 group D member 2-like
Exons: 7
Coding region: 123-1487 (454 amino acids)
Biological process (GO): negative regulation of transcription by RNA polymerase II; positive regulation of transcription by RNA polymerase II; cell differentiation
Molecular function (GO): nuclear receptor activity; zinc ion binding; RNA polymerase II cis-regulatory region sequence-specific DNA binding
Source: RefSeq, a predicted model, not a curated record
CUCAUUCACGUACUCGGUAGUAAAUGUUUAUGUGGACUUGUGCGUGGCAUAAGUUAUAUGCCGGAACUUGACAAGCGAUUGGAAUUAGAAACUAAAAGCUGGACCAGUUUUCCGGAUCUGACAUGUAUACUAAUACUACAGAAAUGUCAGAUUUGGACGACCUAUGGGACAUCUUGGAAUUCACGUCAGAGGAAGAUGCCUUGUUCCUGAAGGAGGAGAUGCUUGGCACAACCAUUGAGCACCAGAUGGACGUGGCGGACAUUCUGAAUGAGACCAUAGAGAAACCAACUAGUCCGGACUCUACCACGACGCCAGCGCCCUCACCCCUUCUUCCACCCUGUAGGGUUUGUGGCGAGAAAGCGUCAGGCUUCCAUUAUGGAGCAAACACAUGUGAAGCAUGCAAGGGAUUCUUUAGACGAAGUAUUGUCAAGGUUCAGAACAACAAAGAACAGUACAAAUGUAUCGGGGAAGGCAAGUGUAACAUCAAGCCGGGAAAACGAAGCGCAUGUCCAUUGUGUCGGUAUAAGAAGUGUUUGGAAGUGGGAAUGUCUCACGAAGCAAUCAAGACCGGACGUUACACCUACGAGAAACGUACGCGUGAUACACAAGAGGUUAAAAAGUUACAGCAGCAGAAUAAUUCCGUCGAUCAUCGGUCAGAACUCGACUUAGACGACGAUGAAGCUUUGGCCAUCAUCGAACCAAUGUUGGAAGUCCAGAAAAGAUACUGUCCUUUAACCAAUCUAGACCCGGAUAUGAAGUUAGAGCUACGGAAACGACAGGAAAUUAUAUACGAACAAUACAAAUCCCGGGUAGAACUAUUUGGAACUAUGUCCACCCUUCCUCCAGAUGUUCACCAAGAGUUUAAACAACUGACUGGUAUCGAUUUGGAUAACCGUGAGGAGUUGAUGGCAAACAUUGCCUGUCAGAUGGAGCAUGGUUUGCGAAACAUGGUGGAGCUUGUUCGUCUCAUACCGGGCUUUUCGGAACUAUCUGUGGAGGACCAGACAAAUUUAAUAAAAUCGAGCCAUUUUGAAUUCUGGAUUCUCAUGGAAUUUCGAAUGAUCAACCCUGAGCUCUCGGUGGUGUCCGGUUGUAUCAAUGCCCAUAAGGAUGACUUUGCAAAACUGUUUGCAGCAGAACACACAGACGAAGUGUUUAACUUCGCAAGAACAUUGCAUGCUUUGAAUAUGAAUACUGAGGAAAUAGUUCUGCUUCGUGGAGUAGUUGCUACAUUCAGAGAUCGCUGUAAACUUCAGGAGCCAGAGAAGGUGGAGAAAAUCCAGUGGAAACUUUUAAAUUGUAUCCGGUGGUUGGCAAAGAAAAAUGAUCUCAAUCCAGAUAGAAGAAUACGUCUGUUACUAGAACGUUUGACAGCAUUACGGUCAUUGACGGAAUGCAGUCACAAAAUGAACAAGAUCAAAUCGGGAUGGCCGGUGAUGUCGAAACACCCUCUUCUACUGGACUUAAUCAAAAGUACACCAGCAUAAAACAUUUUGCAAUUAGGAAUACCAACCUUACGGACAUCUGCAACACAAUAUACAAAUCAAAGAGAUCGAUGUUAAAGAAUAUCAAAUUCGGCUUCUCUGGAACAUAUGACACUGGCUUAAUAACAAGGAAGAAAUCCAUCGGCUUCUUUAAAAUAUUCUAAAAUACUUCUGCAAAGCUUUUUGUGUUUUACAAUGUGUAGUAUAACGUGUGAGACGCGAUAGCUUACAACAAACCCAUUACCGUUUGGCAUUAUAUCUAUGACAUUGAUAUCGUGCACCCACGUGAUUCUGAGCUUAAAGAUAUAUUAGGAUGGAGUUGAUACCAAACUCUUAAGAAUAUAUAUGUGUGUGCCAUGUGUCAGUGUGUAGUGAAUAUAAAACGAAUAUAUAUGUAUUGGGUUACAUGUAUUAAGUGAACUGUUUUUAUGGAUGCCAAUAUCUUAAUUUGAUAAUGUAAAGCAAAUAUCCUGAGAAGCGCAACCAGUGCUCCAUCUACGGCAUACUGACUAUCGAUUUGAUGUUGAUGGGAAAAGAAAUGAGUUUUAUCCAUACUAAAAUUUGCUUUAUUUUUGGUAAAACUUUAUAGACGAUUAUUAUUUCAUUUCAUUUGUAUUUGUUUUGAAUAGUACGAUGAAGUAAUCUACAGGGUAAUUGUGGCAGAAACUACUACCAUGAAAUGCAUUUAUAGAUCUAUAUUAUCACCAGGUAGACCAACCUGUGAUGUUAUUUGGAAUAUUUUAAUAGUUUUUUUUAUCCUCACUGAUUAACGUUUGAUAGUUUACUUUUGUUAUGUAUGGGGACGUCAUUAUCGGAUCUUCCUCAAUGAGUCUAGAAUUUCUCCUUCCGAUAGCUUGUACAUUUGCUUUUUUUGAUAUACACUUUAAUUUGAAUUCCUUAGAAUAAAAAAAAGCUUGUGUUAUUUUGUUCUAUCUACGUACAAUUGUAAAGGGUGACAAGUAUUGACUAUACAUAUGUUAGCCAAACGGGAACCACCCUGACAAUAGGUUCAUUUAAAAAUCGAUAACGAGACAUCAACGAGAAUAUCUUCAAAUUGUUUCUAAAGAAAGAUUUUCACACAAUUUGAAAAGUUUAUAAUUGGUGAUUGUCAAUUUCGAUGAUUAGUUGAUUAUAUGUACGAUUGCCUUUGUUUAUUGUUAAUUACCUGUGUGUGAUACUAUUUCUGAUGUUUACUGUUAUGUUUCCUUUUUAACAAAAAUGAUAGACCGUUUCUCUCAAUCGAAGGGAGAUUACUACGGUCGAAAUCAUGAAAUAUGGUCUUCAGGUUGGCAACCUUUUAAUGUUUAAUAAAAUGUACGAUUUGGGCCGUUUCGGUGACUACCCUGUCAUCUUAACCAAACAAAUGGCCCAUAACACCUAAGUACACAUUGCUGCUAACUGGUCAUUUGCCUGAUUAAGGUGGUAAUGUAGUCACUGAAACAUCGCACUCACAUUAUACACUAGCUGUGAUACACUUCAAUGCAAGGGAGUUAAGUACGAUUGUUAUCAUCUCGAUAUAAGGGGUGUAACUACAGUAAUUGUAAUUCUGUCAUGUUGAUAGUUUGGUUUGAUCUUUAUAUCACAAGCGUCUGACAUAAAUGACGCUAAGGUAAAUUAUGUCAAGUGUUACCAGUGUGCUUUACUUGCUUAACCAAUAGUUGAUUUAAUAAUUGGUCCUAUUUAAAAAAAAAUUGACGUAUACCCUGCAUAAUGAUUUUGACCAUUUUUGAUGGAAUCUAAUCUGAAAAUGUUCACGUAAUUGAUGAAUAUAUUGUGGCAGCAUGUUUCAUCACUUGUCAUUCGAUGGCCUGCUGUUAUAGCAGACGAUUUUCCACGUAUACAUAAAGAGUGUAAAAGAUUUUUCAGUAUCUUCUCUAGUAGACUUGAACGCGUGAGUUUUGUGUGAGGUUGUUUGGUUUGAUAGUUUUCUGUUUUAUUCUGUUAUAUCUAAAACUAAAUUCUUAGUUCUGGCAUUAAAACUAUAUUUCAGAAAAAAAACUCAAAAAAUAUUUCAGAGUGUUUUAUAACAUAUUUGUCGUAUUAGAUAUACGAGUAAAUUAAACAGAGAGAAAAUAGUUGUGGAUUUAACCCUUCCAGCCAUCUUUAAUAAUCUGUCGAUUUUUAUUUUGACUUUAAAGUAUAUCACAUGAUAAUCAAGUGCGAAUAGUGCAGCCUAAUGGAUCUAACCCUUUAAAUGAUGUACACCACAAUGUAAUAAGAAACAAAACUACUAUACAACCCAGUGAUUUUGAUAUAAACCAUUUUAUAGAUGUCACGGUUAUGCAAUUGAAUUUCAAUAGGCAAUGCAGUCUCAGUAAUGUGUCUCAAUGUCGUUAAUGUAAUCUGAAAUCUGAAAUACUGAAUGUAGGUCAAUACUUAGAGUGCCUCGAUAUUUCCUAUGUGUAUUCAAUUGGUGUUCAAAUGAAUCAAAGAUAUAUACAAUACAUAUUUAACUACUUCCUGCCAGCAGCACUGUAGGGUUUCAUUUGAUAUAAUCCAUCUGGAAUUGAUAAUAACCUCACUGAAUUUAUUGGUACGAGUUUGAAUAUUUAGUUAUACACUUCAUUAAUUACUGUGAUAAAUGACAAAUAUUUUAUUAUUGUCCGCUCUUAAGUUUUAUAUUAUGUUUGAGUGAAGUUCAUUAAGUCUGUCGAAGCUUAUAUAUUAAAAGAUCAUUCUCGUUAUGGAAUGUAAGUUACAGUUAGAAAUGUUUAAAAUCUCUGGGAAACAAUUUUCUGGUAUUUCGUAUAAAUAAUGGAAAAUUACCCAUUAACAAGGUGUGUAUGAAAUAACCAGAUAAUAGCUGAGUGUGAGGGUCAAGUUUCGGAUAUCACAGGAAUAUGUACUGUAUAGUUAAAUUUCACGAAAUUUUGAUUUUUAUAUUUUGUAGUUGGCCUUGUCUGACGUAGUUUGCGGUAUUAAAUUCCCCACAACCACGCCUUUUAAACCUUCUGUAGUAAUCUGUGCUAUAAGUCGUUUAUAUAUAUAUAAAUACAGUAUUUCACAAAAUAUAAAAGCACAGAUAUGUUCUUCACAUCAUAUCGGAACUCUAAAUUUCUUUCGGUUCUUAGUAAAUAAUGAACAAAAAAAAUAUAUAUUAUAUUAUUAUAUUGUGAAAAGAAACAUAUUUAGCCUGUAAGUCUCCGGUAAAACAUUUGUCAUCCUGGUGUCGGCGUGUAUAUUGUAUGCAUCCUUAUAGAACUUGAUCUUUGUUUAAAUGACAUGACCUGUCACUAGGAUGUCAAUAAAUGUCUGUUGUCGUUCGAUCUCGCCAAUCUAUAGCAUGCCUAUGAUAAUUAAUUCGGAGUUGUAGCUUAGGUUUGUGGCUACAUUGGUGUGUCACCAUACCGUUGUAUAUAUGUAUCAAGCUGUUUAUAACAGGUGCUUAGUAAAUAAGAAAUUCGUAUAUUUGCUAAGCAACAGCGCUUUGAUUACCAUCUUCAGAUGUAUAUAAUUAUGUAGUUGCAACCUUCUACAAUCUUAAACAACAAUUAGUCAUCAACCUGACGUGUGUCUACGAUGAUAUAGUUAGCUUUAUGAGGUUGAAUUAGUGUUCGUUAUUAUAUCGACAUGUGCAGACUGUAGUUUAUAUAAAACACGCCUAUGCUCUACCGAAUACUACAAUGGGUGAAAUCUUGUCGGAACACAUGGAUAACACAUUGGUGUGCUUAUGUAUAGAGAAAAGAAGAUAAAGUAAAUAACUGGACAUUUCCCUCCAACCUCCUACAUACAUGUACUAGAUGUUGGUGAGGUCGAUUUAAUUAACAAGAUACUGAAAUGAUUGUACCUUAAUUGGCUUAUUGUAGCCGUUCCUACCAUUUGAAUACAUAUAUAUGUUGUGUUUAAUGUAUGUUUUAGAUAGGAUGAGUAAUGGAUUAGCAAAACCUACUUAUUUUGGUUGCUUUUCUGUAAAAUGAAUCUUUUGCCUGGAAAUUUCAACUGUUAUUGAUCGUCUUUAAUAAAAGUUAAACUUCCUACCACAACAUGAUGUGAUUAAACUAUUUUUCUUUUUAUGAACACAAAAGGCAAUGUUUUCUUUUGUGCUACAUGUAAUCGAAUAUACAAAUGUCAAUUUAAAUAAUCUAAAAUAAAAUUUCCAUUAUAUAACGCUUUGAAGUGAACUUUCGUAUACAAUAGUAACGUAUUCAGAAAACUACACGAGUAUUGUAAUACUACAAUGUUUAUUAAAAUCUUAUACACCUAUACACUUGAUUUAACGCAAUAAUACUUCUGAUUUCCUUGAGGUUUGAGUAUGCUGUCGAGUUAAGAAGUCAUUGAUAUUCAUUGAUUGUUGACAUUGGUGUGUGUCCGCAGCUGUCCGAAAUACGGAACUAAUUCCAUCCAAAGAUAAGUAAUUGUUUGAAAGUACGAUAUUUUAUGUUUUCUAAUGAAAUGUUGCAGUAGUUUAACAGAUCGUUGUUGUUUUCCUAUUUUAGAGAGUUUUGAUAUAACGAGAAUCUAUUUCAUAUACAUGUGUGUGUCUCUAAUGGGAAAUAAAUUCAUCCAAAAAUAAA